Messenger RNA from Esox lucius (northern pike), 1840 nucleotides. RefSeq names its product peroxisomal membrane protein 4 (gene pxmp4). Gene Ontology annotation, cellular component: peroxisomal membrane. The record is from RefSeq and is a predicted model, not a curated record. The transcript is spliced from 4 exons. The coding region runs from base 58 to 702 and encodes 214 amino acids. NCBI's taxonomy places the organism in Eukaryota, Metazoa, Chordata, Actinopteri, Esociformes, Esocidae.
CACCCAGGCUCUAGGUUUUGCGUCGCAUUCUUUUACGACCCCCGACACAAAGUCGACAUGUCAGUUCCAGAUCUAUUCAAAACUCUUCUGUACACGAUUAAUAAUGUAUUACAGCAAGAAAAAUACAAAGCUGCGCUCGCAGUGAUUAAAGGAUUUCGAAAUGGUGCUGUUUAUGGAGUGAAAAUCCGUGCACCCCACGCUCUUGUCAUGACUUUUCUCUUCAGAGGUGGAAGCCUGAACGAUAAACUGCGGGCCAUCGCAAAGGCCACAUUCCAGCACUCGCGCAACCUGGCCUGCUUUGUGUUCACGUACAAAGGACUGCAGGCUCUGCAGGAGAGGAUCCAGGGAAAGUCUCUGCAGUCCCAGUCGUUCUUGGCCGCUUGCCUUGGGGGCUGGCUGGUGUUUGGAGAAAACAAUAACAUCAAUAGCCAGAUCAACAUGUACCUGCUGUCUAGGAUUCUGUUUGCCUUGUCUCGCCUGGCUGUGGAGAGGGGCGUUCUACCUCAGCCCAAGCGGGACCCCUUCCCUCUGUUUGCCACCCUGGUGUGGGGCGUUGUGCUCUGGCUCUUUGAGUACCAUCCCCACACCCUCCAGCCGUCGCUGCAGUCCUCCAUGAACUACCUCUACCACGACAGCAACGUGUGGCACGACAUCUCAGACUUCCUCGUCCGCAACAAGCCAAGGCCCGUCGCUCCGGAGUGAGCUGGACCUAACACGAGCUCUGUGGCUUCAGGAUGGAAAGCGGACAGUAUGACGGACUGUCGAGCUGCAGGCAUGGGGAAGUAUUAAGUAGGAGUGAUGUGCUUGGAUCAGUUUUUCCCUUUAGUUAAUAAUAAGAUGUGCAGCGGGAGAUCUGAUCGGACAUCAGCACACUUUGUCAAUGAUGGCACUGAUUCUCUGCCAUGUUCACAAUCAAGACUGUGAUUUGCAUAACCUUAGAGGAACUACAUAUAUUUUUUAAUGAAUGUUAGCUUUUGUAACAUGUCAUGUGCUCUGAAAUCUGAUAAUGUAAAAUAACAAAACCUGAAAAGGUAUGUAGGGGACAAGCGCUCCUUGUCAAUCUAGAACUGCAUCAGGUUUUUAUAUACAGACGGUGGCCAGUUUAUCACCGGUAUGAAUCCUCCUUUGCCUCCAGAAAACCCUGGAUUAUUUGAUGCAUGGAUUCUACUGAGUGUCUGGGAUCAGAGUUAGGACCAGCCUGUGAAGUUGGCACCAGGCAGAAUGGGUCCAGUAUCUGACUAUGCCAUCGGCCAACGUGGCUCAUCGGGUACGAGAGUUUGUUGGACCAGUAAUUUGUAGGAAAGGUUGUUGGUCCUGUGCCACCCGAGUCUGCAGCUUCCUGUCCGUAGCUGACCGGUCGUGGGUUGUCACUUUAGACAUCGUUGUGCAUGGGAUACUAGCGACGAUGAUCGCACCCCUGCUCCCUCGUUUGGCCCACGGCUCUGUCAAACAGCGACUGAACGCCUGUAUGCCUGCUUUAUAGAGGAACCAUGGCCGUGUGUGUGUGUGUGUGUGUGUGUGUGUGUGUGUGUGUGUGUGUGUGUGUGUGUGUGUGUGUGUGUGUGUGUGUGUGUGUGUGUGUGUGUGUGUGUGUGUGUGUGUGUGUGUGUGUGUGUGUGGGCUUGAUCCUAUCCAUGUACUGCCGAUAGUUUCUUUCUUCUUCCCAAUUUACUCACUGCACUUGAUUCAGAGGUUUUAUGGGGUGAAAUUACAAUGAGCCCAUGGCAGUGUGCCAUCGUUUUAGUGUACCGUUCUUAAGUCCCCAACUAAUAUUGAAAUUAUUUGUUUCUUACAAAAUAAUUUUCUUAGGUUGUUUUCAAUUUCAAAUAAAUAAACAAAU